Messenger RNA from Colletotrichum phormii, 828 nucleotides. RefSeq lists its product as uncharacterized. NCBI's taxonomy places the organism in Eukaryota, Fungi, Ascomycota, Sordariomycetes, Glomerellales, Glomerellaceae. The transcript has 3 exons. The record is from RefSeq and is a predicted model, not a curated record. Bases 127 to 711 code for a protein of 194 amino acids.
UGUUCCGUUCGUGUGAUAGCGCUUUCCCAGGUGUUUCUGUGUUGAGGCUCCAACUGCACAACAUCAUCUUCCUGCUCACAGUUGGUCGCUUCACCCAAACGUUCCGUACAAUACCUACCUCAUUGAAUGCAUUACAUGUCCCCGGGCCUCCCUCCGGUGCUUCUCCAGUGUUCCUUCCUUCCCCUGCUCUUUCCCUACCUUAAUCCGUGGCCCACUUCCGUGCACGACGCUUCCCUCCGCCAAGAGCUCCGCCAAGGUCAUCGUCACCCGAGGAGCACCACCCAACCGGACCGUCUUUGCUCUCAGUCCUUUUUCUGCCUUUGCCAACUCCAAACCAAAGCUCUCAGGAAACUGGAACGGUCUCCAAAAGCCAAGAAGCUCACCACCCGCCAAGUUCAGCCAAGUCAAGCUUCCAUGUCUACCGCCUUGGUAACACCAUUCGCGCCCAAUCACACUCUUUCAGUCGGCACAAUGACCGAAUGCCUUUUUUUCUUUUACAAGCUCUCGUGCCAAUGUUUCCCUCACGACAACGCCCCUCCAGGACAGAAGGGGGGGGGGAGUGUUAUCAUGUGCCCAGAGCUUGGCAUCUUUCACAGGCACAAGCUUCCAAACUUUUCGAAACCCUGCGCAUUUCCAAGUCUACCAGUCUUCCGGCUGUCAGUCUAUAAAGUUAGCCUUGUCCCCCUCAACCUUUGUGAUCUCAAGCUCUAGAUCUGGCGGUCAAACAGCUUCCCCUCAAUCUUCUUUCCAACCACACCACGGAAGAAGCCUAUUCGGGUCACCAAGCCAACCAUCCAUUCUGACCUCAUCCGCGAGAGGCAUCGCCAU